This is a messenger RNA of Seminavis robusta, 1719 nucleotides long. Lineage: Eukaryota; Bacillariophyta; Bacillariophyceae; Naviculales; Naviculaceae. The record is from the annotation of a GenBank genome assembly.
AUGAUGAUCACAGUCAACAUCACUCCUGCUAACAUUCCAGAUGCUAUACAUAACUUGGAGGAUACUUGGUCAAAUGUUUCAUUUGCUCUGCGCAUCCAAGCUUUUGGCUGGAAAAACUUGGAGACCUAUUCUCCUGUGCUUGACUUCAUUACACGGAAGCUAGCUGUGAAGGAAAUUGAGGUGAUUGCUUAUGAGGAUAUUAACUUUUCUCUAGCUUGUUUAAUUGCAUCCAAAACGGCCGAGGCUGCAGGGAGCAAUCCCUCAGUAGUGAAGCUGAGCCUUAGCGUUCGAAUUUGGUCCCAGGAGCACCUUCCCAAAGUUGCGGCACUACUGGUUACCUUGCCCUCCAUUACAAGUCUUGAUCUCUGCACCCCCGAAGAGGUAGACCAUGAUGCCCUCCCAUGUAGCGAUAUGGAGGAGAGAAAAAUUGCCUGCGCCAUUUCCUCCAUGUCACAGUUAGAGACAUUGAAACUACAUGUGCUGCCUCCCUUCGAGUCACUUAUUCUGAAUCAAAUCUCUGGCCAGCGAAAUUGCUUCAUUCGCCUCAAGGAACUGUUUUGUUGGCAACAUGAAGUUGAUGGACGGGUACCAGCAGCAGCAGAAGCUGUUGCCUCCUUUCUAGGAUCUCCAAACGCAUCCAUGCUGGAGAGUUUGCACCUUGAUCUUGAACAUUUCAAUGAGGAAGACUCCACGGCAAUAUUUGGGGCUCUCAUGGGAAUUUCAUCUAUUUCGUGGCUGGAAAUGUCCUUUUUUGGCAAUGCUGCACCGCAUUCACAGAAUCUGGCGACCUAUCUCCAAAGUAAUUCAUCAAAGCUCCUCCAAAGUCUGACAAUGGACAUUGCGGAUGACACAGUUUUGAUGGCGUUGCAAAACAAGUUGUCGCUGACCCAUCUCAAACUCGUCCAUCUUCGUGGAAAUGCUGCGCUCUCUUUGAAGACCCUUCUUAGGAAAAACCAGUCAAUUGCGUCACUACAGGUUGAGAUGGCGUACCCUCAAAAUGCAGAGCUUGACUUGUUGGUGAACGCACUCGCAGAUGGUCUUGUCACCAACACCUCCAUAAAGAGCCUGUUUAUUCAAGUUUGGGUCCAACACGUCGAGAGAGCCAUCGAUUUCUCUCUCUUUUCAAGGGUUGUAGCCGACUCUUCUUGCCCUUGUGCGCUGGAAACAUUCCGCAUCAAGCUGGAUGGACGGUUCACUGAUCAGACUACAUCCUCCCUUGCUGAUCUGGUCGGGAAUCCAGAUUGCUGCUUGGAAAAUGUCGCAGUGGACGGCUUAUGGUCUGACGAUGAGCGGACACAGGCAUUGCUCGUUAAGGGGAUUCAAAGCAACCUGAAGCUGCAAGACUUUCGUUUUGUUCGUGGCAAUUCGAGUACUGCAAUCCAACAGGGUAUUCGGGCAGUAUUGCUCCGAAAUUCGGCUGCAAAGGCAGGCAAGAGUGGAUCUCUUCCAGGAACGGGGCUUCUCCAUCUGUUGAACUAUGUUGGGAAGACAAGAAAACGCUGCCAGAUUUCAUCCAGUCAGGAGUCCUCGUGUUCUGCGCAGGUGCUUUACACCUGGCUUCAGAACCACCCUCAAGCAGUCAAAAAGUCAAAGGAAGGGGCAGAUUGUGGCACCCAGUCUUUGAGUGCCAAACAUGGUAUGUUCAAGGCCGGGUCUGGACCUAAGGAGCAUUCAACUGAACAUGGAGAGCCAGAGAGCAAGAGGGCGAGACUGGGGUAG